Molecule: messenger RNA, 4043 nt
Organism: Herpailurus yagouaroundi (jaguarundi)
Lineage: Eukaryota; Metazoa; Chordata; Mammalia; Carnivora; Felidae
Gene: TCF7L2
Product: transcription factor 7 like 2
Exons: 12
Coding region: 544-2292 (582 amino acids)
Biological process (GO): canonical Wnt signaling pathway; regulation of transcription by RNA polymerase II
Cellular component (GO): chromatin; beta-catenin-TCF complex; catenin-TCF7L2 complex
Molecular function (GO): RNA polymerase II cis-regulatory region sequence-specific DNA binding; DNA-binding transcription factor activity, RNA polymerase II-specific
Source: RefSeq, a predicted model, not a curated record
AGCGAGUGUGUUCCUCUCGCCCUGUCAAUAAUCUCCGCUCCCAGACUACUCCGUUCCUCCGGAUUUCGAUCCCCCUUUUUCUAUCUGUCAAUCAGCGCCGCCUUUGAACUGAAAAGCUCUCAGUCUAACUUCAACUCACUCAAAUCCGAGCGGCACGAGCUCCUCCUGUAUCUUCGGCUUCCCCCCCCUUUGCUCUUUAUAUCUGACUUCUUGUUGUUGUUGGUGUGUUUUUUUUUACCCCCCUUUUUUAUUUAUUAUUUUUUUGCACAUUGAUCGGAUCCUUGGGAACGAGAGAAAAAAGAAACCCAAACUCACGCGUGCAGAAGAUCUCCCCCCCUUUCCCCUCCCCUUCUCCCUCUUUCCCCUCCCCAGGAGAAAAAGACCCCAAAGCAGAAAAAAAAGUUCACCUUGGACUCGUCUUUUUCUUGCAAUAUUUUUUUUGGGGGGGGGCAAAACUUUUUGGGGGUAUUUUUUUUUUUUUUUUUUUUUGCUUUUCUUCCUCCUUCAUUUUCCUUCCAAAAUUGCUGCUGGUGGGUGAAAAAAAUGCCGCAGCUGAACGGCGGUGGAGGAGAUGACCUAGGCGCCAACGACGAACUGAUUUCCUUCAAAGACGAGGGCGAGCAGGAGGAGAAGAGCUCCGAAAACUCCUCGGCAGAGAGGGAUUUAGCUGAUGUCAAAUCGUCUCUAGUCAAUGAAUCAGAAACGAAUCAAAACAGCUCCUCCGAUUCCGAGGCGGAAAGACGGCCUCCGCCUCGCUCCGAAAGUUUCCGAGAUAAAUCCCGGGAAAGUUUGGAAGAAGCGGCCAAGAGGCAAGAUGGAGGGCUCUUUAAGGGGCCACCGUAUCCCGGCUACCCCUUCAUCAUGAUCCCCGACCUGACGAGCCCCUACCUCCCCAACGGAUCGCUCUCGCCCACCGCCCGAACCUAUCUCCAGAUGAAAUGGCCACUGCUUGAUGUCCAGGCGGGGACCCUCCAGAGCAGACAAGCCCUCAAGGAUGCCCGCUCUCCGUCACCGGCACACAUUGUCUCGAACAAAGUACCGGUUGUGCAACACCCUCACCAUGUCCACCCUCUCACGCCGCUCAUCACGUACAGCAACGAACACUUCACCCCGGGAAACCCACCUCCACACUUACCAGCCGACGUAGACCCCAAAACAGGAAUCCCACGGCCUCCGCACCCUCCAGAUAUAUCUCCGUAUUACCCACUAUCGCCCGGCACCGUAGGACAAAUCCCCCAUCCGCUAGGAUGGUUAGUACCACAGCAAGGUCAGCCCGUGUACCCAAUCACGACAGGAGGAUUCCGUCACCCCUACCCCACAGCUCUGACUGUCAACGCCUCCAUGUCUAGGUUCCCUCCCCAUAUGGUCCCACCACAUCACACUCUACACACGACCGGCAUCCCCCACCCGGCCAUAGUAACGCCAACCGUCAAACAGGAAUCCUCCCAGAGUGACGUCGGCUCACUCCAUAGCUCAAAGCAUCAGGACUCCAAAAAGGAAGAAGAAAAGAAGAAGCCCCACAUAAAGAAACCUCUUAACGCGUUCAUGUUGUAUAUGAAGGAAAUGAGGGCCAAGGUCGUGGCCGAGUGCACGUUGAAAGAAAGUGCCGCCAUCAACCAGAUCCUGGGGCGAAGGUGGCAUGCGCUGUCCAGAGAAGAGCAAGCGAAAUACUACGAGCUGGCCCGGAAGGAGCGACAGCUUCACAUGCAGCUGUACCCCGGCUGGUCUGCGCGGGAUAACUAUGGGAAGAAGAAGAAGAGGAAAAGGGACAAGCAGCCAGGAGAGACCAAUGAUAACGCUCUCCCUUGGCAUCUUUGCCCCCUAUUCACGGAGAACUCUCUCCCCCCUGUUUCUAGGAGAAAAAAAAAGUGCGUUCGCUACAUACAAGGUGAAGGCAGCUGCCUCAGUCCACCCUCUUCAGAUGGAAGCUUACUAGACUCGCCUCCUCCCUCCCCCAACCUGCUAGGCUCCCCUCCCCAAGACGCCAAGUCACAGACUGAGCAGACCCAGCCUCUCUCGCUGUCCCUGAAGCCCGACCCCCUGGCCCACCUGCCCAUGAUGCCGCCGCCGCCCGCCCUCCUGCUCGCCGAGGCCGCCCACGGCAAGGCCCCCGCCCUCUGUCCCAACGGGGCCCUGGACCUGCCCCCCGCCGCCCUGCAGCCGCCCGUCCUGUCCGCCUCGUCUCUGGCGCAGCCGUCGACAUCUUCCUUACAUUCCCACAGCGCCGUGGCCGUGGCCGUGGCCGGGACGCAGCCCCAGCCGCUGUCCCUCGUGACCAAGUCUUUAGAAUAGCUUUAGCCUCGUCAGCCCCGGUUGGUUUGCGUAGUGUUGAGUUCCGCUUCUGUCCACCCCCCGCCCCCCCCCCCCCCCCCGCCCCCCCCCGCACCCCCCUCCCCCCCCCCCGAAAGGUUUCGUUUUGUACUCUUAAUUUUGUGCCACGUGGCUACAUUAGUUGAUGUUUAUGGAGUUCAUUGGUCAAUAUUUGACCCAUUCUUAUUUCAAUUCCUCCUUUUAAAUAUGUAGAUGAGAGAAGAACCUCAUGAUUCUACCAAAAUUUUUAUCAACAGCUGUUUAAAGUCUUUGUAGCGUUUAAAAAAUAUAUAUAUAUACAUAACUGUUAUGUAGUUCGGAUAGCUUAGUUUUAAAAGACUGAUUAAAAAACAAAAAGGAAAAAAAAAAGAAGCAAUUUUGAAGCAGCCCUCCAGAAGGAGUUGGUUCUGUAUUAUUUGUAUUAAAUACGAGCUUGCGAACCAAUCAUUUUACAUCUGGUUUUUAAACCAUAAGGGCACGAGGAAUGCAGUGCCGUUACUCUUUUUUUUUUCUCUGUGUGAAACAACUUUAAUUGUGAUGUUACUUGUUAUUGUUUAAAUGUACAGAAACAAAGGGUUAAAUGUGUUAAUAUACCUUGUUCCAUGGUGUUGUUCUUUUGGGGGGAGGGGGAUGCUACUCAACCAUUAAUGGAAUCACAACGCUGUUGGACCAGUAGUAUUUAUUGCUUUAGAGAUUGCUCGUCGAACCUGUAUGUCGUCCCUUUUAAAAUAUGUUUUCCUUUUUCUUGAAACUGUAUAAAGUUUUUUUCCCCUUAGCAUAAGCAUCUUAUAUAUAACAACUCAUUUGUACAAGGUUUUUAAGUUUAUAUAUAAAAUGUGUAUAUAUAUUUUUUUGUUUCUCUUUUUGACUUUUUUUUUUUUUUUUUUGGCUGUAUGAAACCCAGAUGCCGCCAAACGGACAUUAAUAGUUGCGUUUAAGGAUCAGUAGCAUUAACGAAAGUUGCUUUAAAAGCCAUUAUGUAAAACAAGACUUGAAAAUUAGUGAGGGAAUUUUAGCGGACGCUGUCUGAGCAGCAGCGGGAACCACCCUGUUUCUCCUUUGAACUCACAGUCGCCAGUUCUGUGCCCUUAGGACGUGGCCCGACUGUGUGCAAAACUUUAUGUGCCAAAAUUCUCAGUGACUUUAGCUUUCUCCCUCUUUUCGAUGCUGUAAUUUUUGUUCAUCAUGUUUUGCUGUGAUGUUACAUAGGUAGAUUUGUAUGUAGUUUUAAUGUCACCUAUAACAAGACGUGUUUGGUAGCAGAUUGUCCAGAAAGCAUUUUAAAUGAAGAGGUAUCAAACCCUUAGGGGCCAAAAUUCUGUAUAUUAGAUUACUCUUAAAGGAAAAACCAGCUGCCGCUUUUAUGUACACGUAUUCCAUACGAGUAGGUGGCAAACUUUAAAAAUAAGAAAAACCCUAGGCAUGUUGAUGUUGCAAAAUGCUGUAUAAAGCUGACACCUGUUCACUCAGUGCCAUUGUAGUUGACAUGAAGCGAUUGUAAGACUGUCUCCGAUUUUUCUCUGGUUUAUUAAAAUGCUAACUAUAACAUUUUUUGUGAAUACUUUGAAUGUUUCCUAACAGUUGUGAUGUUACCGUUCCGUUUUAUGCUCUUAUUCCAAUUUCAUUUUUAAUGGUUUGGAAGCCAUUUUUGUAAUGAAUAAAUGUUCAUGCUGUACAAUAUCUGUAGCAUGCCGUUCUGGAUUAAUAAAAGCAACUUAGUAUGUGCAGAUGAA